GCUAGUGACGUCAUGUCAUCUCUCCAUCGCCGCCUGCUUUUGCGUGACGUCACGAGAUACCAGGAAGCUGCUGCUCCGCUCCUGAGUUCCGAGAAUUGGUCUGAUGGAGUAAAGACACUCACCAGAGCUCCAUACAAAGAGGCACCAAUGUGAUCAGUCUCCUUACAGCAUGGAUUACACUGGAAACUUGAAACAACACCAGGGAACACGCACAGGAGUGAAACCAUUCAAGUGUACUGUGUGUGGAAAGACAUUUGCUCGUUCAACAACCCUUCAGAACCACCAGAGAACACACACGGGAGAGAAAUCUAUCAAGUGCGCUGUGUGUCGGAGAGCAUUUGGAUCGUUAUCAAUUCUUCAUGACCACCGGAGAACACACAUUGGAGAGAAACCUUUCAAGUGCACCGUGUGUGGAAAGUCAUUUGCACAGUCAACACAUCUUAGAACGCACCAGAGAACACACACAGGAGAGAAACCUUUCAAGUGCACUGUGUGCGGUAAGACAUUCGCUCAUUCAACAACUGUUCAGAAUCACCAGAGAACACACACUGGAGAGAAACCAUAUAAGUGCACUCUGUGUGGGAAGGCAUUUUCACUAUCUUCACAUCUUCAAUACCACCAAAGAACACACACAGGUGACAAGCCCUUCACGUGCACUGUGUGCGGGAAGACAUUUGCUCGUUCGACAACUCUUCAGAUCCACCAGAGAACACACACUGGAGAGAAACCUUUCAAGUGCACUGUGUGUGAGAGAGCAUUUGGAUCGUUAACAAUUCUUAACGACCACCAGAGAACACACACAGGAGAGAAACCUUUCAAGUGCACUGUAUGCAGAAAGACAUUUGCUCAUUCACCAACCCUUCAGAACCACAAGAGAACACACACGGGAGAGAAACCUUUCAUGUGCACUUUGUGUGGGAAGUCAUUUGCACAGUCAACACAUCUUAAAACACACCAGCGAACACACACAGGAGAGAAACCUUUCAAGUGCACUGUGUGUGGGAAGACAUUUGCUCGUUCAACAACUCUUAAGAAUCACCAGAGAACUCACACAGGCGAGAAACCAUUUAAGUGCACUGUGUGUGGGAAAGCUUUUACACUGUCUUCACAUCUUCAAUACCACCAAAGAACACACACAGGUGACAAGCCCUUCAAGUGCACUGUGUGCGGGAAGACAUUUGCUCGUUCAACAACUCUUCAGAUCCACCAGAGAACACACACGGGAGAGAAACCUUUCAAGUGCACUGUGUGUGAGAGAGCAUUUGGAUCUUUAACAAUUCUUAAUGACCACCAGAGAACACACACAGGAGAGAAACCUUUCAAGUGCACUGUAUGCAGAAAAACAUUUUCUCAUUCACCAACCCUUCAGAACCACAAGAGAACACACACAGGAGAGAAACCUUUCAUGUGCACUUCGUGUGGGAAAUCGUUUGCACAGUCAACACAUCUUAGAACGCACCAGCGAACACACACAGGAGAGAAACCUUUCAAGUGCACUGUGUGUGGGAAGACAUUUGCUCGUUCAACAACUCUUAAGAACCACCAGAGAACUCACACAGGCGAAAAACCGUUCAAGUGCACUGUGUGUGGGAAGUCGUUUGCACAGUCACCACAUCUUAUAAAACACCAGAGAACACACACAGGAGAGAAACCCUUUCUGUACACUGUGUGUGGGAAGGCUUUUCAACAGUUAUGCGAUCAAAACAAGCAUCAAAAGAUUCGCAAGGGAAUGACUCUAUUGGCCUGUGAAAGGCCAAGUGCUGCAAUGAGUCCAUCCCUCGUGAUACAAGAACCAGAAGUGAAGCCCAUAUUGGAUGCUUUGAAAGGAAUCAAGGUGAAAUGUGAAGAAGUGGUGAAAUAUGAAGAUGAAGAUUCAACUACAAAAUCUGACCUCCACAUCGAUGGAGGCAGCGUGAAACAAGAGGAGAAUUCUGACUCUGAGGCACAGCGAGGCAAUUCCCUCCAGUUUGUGGAUGUGGAGGUGUGGGUGGACUUUUUAUACAAUACAGAGUCAAAUGGAGUCCAGGUGGAUGUGUAACCAUGAGCUUGAGACAAAGCUCCAAUGCAUCCACCUUUGUUACAGGCCUUUUGAAUGAAAAUAAUGUGAAGUUGAACACUCGAUUCCUAGGUCCAACCUGCAGAGUAGUAGCGGCCAAUGUUUGUGUACCUGUAGGUUGGGUAGAUGCAUAACCAGGAGUGAGAGACAAAGCUCCAAAUCAUUCUCUACAUUAUAAUAAUUUUUGUAUUUAUAUGGUACUUGCUUAAUCGCCUCAGCAACUCAGUGUUUUGUAACAUAGCUCAUCUCCAACACUCGAAGGGUGCCCCCAAGUGGCAGCUGCCUCUGAGGAGUACAAAGCGAUCCUCCACCGGCCUGCAUGUUGGCAUGAGUCUGUCAAUAGGAGGCAAUUAUUGAUGUGUAAUCCCAGUUGUCAUUUGUGGAUAAUGUUUAGAAUUCGGCAAAAUUUUGCGGAUGAAGCCAGCAUACAAUGGCCUACUUGUUUUUGAAUGACAAUAGUAUAUUUCAACAUCCACUGUUAAGUAGACAAAUCAAAAUGUGCACUUCCUGGAGUAAACCGGGGUGCCUGUCGGAUUUGAACCCUGAACCUCUGCAACAAAUCGAGAAUGCACUACCACUUACCUGAAUCUUGAGUGCCGCAAGUGUAGUAGGAGAUCAACUUACUGGAAAUACGAUGUAAUGGGAUGCAGCACAUUUCAGUGCAGUAAUACAAUUUUGUUAAUGCCAGUGGGUAAUUUAGAAUGAGAAUCUAAUGAAUAUUUGUCUAAAUUGUUUGCAUACAGGUAACAUUUUGUCUAUAAGGGCCAAAUAUGGAAUCCGUGAUUGACUGGACAAAAGUGUGUGUUUGGUAGUAACCUGUAAAGUGAAUUUACGUGAGAACUGUUCUCGUGAUACAAGUCAAAGAGUAUUUAUUUGUGAUUCAGGAAGAAUCUGCCUCUAGAGCAACUCAUUGUAUUUGAAAUAAGGAACAUAGUCGGAUAAUUCAUCAGUUACAAGGCAGAGCACUUAAAACGUAUAGGAGAUAUUCUCCACAACAACAUUUUAUAAUUUAAUGCCUUAUAUAGAUUUUGUCAAGCUCGGUCUAGAAACGGUCCUUGCUGAGGAACAUGAGGACAUUCACAACUAUCGGCUGAAGCAAGCCCGAAUGCUGUUGAGACACUCUACACCAAAAGCGGUUCAAAGUUGGCUUGCACUGAAUCAAUGCUGCAGAAAAUAUGCACUCACAGAAGGCCGUGAGAUUUAUAAUUUGUUUAAAACAUUCCUUUCCUGGAGAGACCGAUAAAUGAAAAACAUCGUGUCUGCCGUUUAGUUUCAUAGCAAGGAGGUUAUUUUAAGAGCGCAUUUGAAAGCAUAACGUUUUUUCUUAUAGCCUAGGUUUCAUUUGAUUUCUAUCUCUGUUUAAAUAUAUAUUUUUAAUAAAAUGUGUCCUUCAAUGUCACACCUUGUUUACCAUAUGUUUACUUAAAUAUGUAGAAGCUUUCUAUGGAGACGUCACCUCAAAGUCACGGGUAGGUGAUGUCAGAGCCUCCCUCUCUCUGGCUUGUGACAUCACCAAGAGCAAAACUCGCCUCCACGGGAUGUGAUGAUUGUGCACUUGUAAUGCAUUCGUACGGUCAUCAAAUCUUGACAGACACCACAGAACACGCACAGAAUAGGAGUCCAUCACAUGUACUAUGUGGUAAGACGUUUGCACGGUCAUCAAAUCUUCACAACUGCCAGGACAUACACAUUUUAAAAAACCCAAUCAAGUACACUGUUCAAAGGCCUUUGAAGUGUUGAA
This is a messenger RNA of Petromyzon marinus (sea lamprey), 3797 nucleotides long. RefSeq lists its product as uncharacterized. Lineage: Eukaryota; Metazoa; Chordata; Hyperoartia; Petromyzontiformes; Petromyzontidae. Gene Ontology annotation, molecular function: RNA polymerase II cis-regulatory region sequence-specific DNA binding; DNA-binding transcription factor activity. Gene Ontology annotation, biological process: regulation of transcription by RNA polymerase II. The record is from RefSeq and is a predicted model, not a curated record.